GGAAAUUGUCAGCUUCAGAUCUCAGACUGAACAUGAAUUUAAUUCUAAAUCCUUUGCAUUGAAUCAUCCCCAACUUCCACCAGUUUCCUGACAUUUUUCCCUCUCAUACUCAUUUUGCUGCUGCACUUUUCUCUUUUCAUUGUACAACUAGCACCCAAAAAAGGGAAGUCACUUUAUUACAAACCUCUUUCUUGCAUCUAACUUUUAUGAGAUGAGAUGCUCAGGUGAAAUCGCAGCCACCCUUUUCCUUUUAUGAUUUGUGAUUGAUUUGAUAGAGAGAGUGAUUCAACGAUGGAGAAGUAUUCAUGGAUUCCACUCUGUUUCUUGAUUCUCGCCACAUUCCCGUUUUCGAAUGCUCAAUUAGUCCCAACAGAGACCAGAAUCCUGUUCCAAAUCCAGCAGCUUCUAGAAUACCCACAAUCUCUACACACAUGGAACAACUGGACCAACUUCUGCUUCCUCCCUCCCACCCCAACCCUCACAAUCGUCUGCUCCGACAAUCACAUCACUGAGCUCACCAUUGUCGGAAACAGAACCUCCCCUUCCCACGUCCCCAACCUAUCCCCUUCAAACACCGCCGCCGCCUCUCACCACACUCUCUCCCCCAGAUUCUCCACCGAUUCCUUCUUCACCGUCUUGACAAAGCUCUCAAACCUCAAGAAACUCUCUCUAGUCUCACUAGGCCUGUGGGGCCCGCUUCCCCCCAAAGUCAACCGCUUCCGGUCUCUUGAAGCUCUCAACAUCAGCUCCAACUUCAUCUCCGGCGAACUGCCCACCUCUGUUUCGACUUAUCCGAGGUUGAAAAGCCUAGUCUUGAGUGAUAAUCUGCUCAAUGGGAGUGUUCCUGAUCUAGCUACUUUAUCCUCUCUUGAAGAGCUUGAUUUGAGAAACAACUAUUUUGGGCCUAAGUUUCCAUCACUAGGAAACAAUCUAGCAUUCAUCAAUCUUGCUAACAACUCUCUGAGAUCUGAAAUCCCUCAGGAUUUGAAGAAGUUGAGCAAGCUUCAAUAUCUCGAUGCUUCGUCUAAUAAGCUCGUUGGCCCGAUUCCUUCGUUUUUGUUUUCGUUGCCGUUGAUUGAGCACAUUGGUCUAUCCAAGAACCAGUUGAGUGGGGCAUUCCCACCCAAUGCUUCUUGCAGUGGUAAUCUUAGUUUUGUGGAUGUUUCGAGUAAUCUUUUGAUUGGGAGGUUGCCUUCUUGUCUUGCUGCCAACGUCCGGAACAGAACGGUUGUAAUAAUGUGGAACUGUCUGUCGAAUACGACGUCCAAGUAUCAGAGACCGUCUGCUUUCUGCCGGAAAGAUGCACUUGCAGUUAUGCCUAUUGUGAAGAGGAAGGAAGAAGAAGAAUCUACCUUGAAAUUAGGCAUUGUGCUUGGAGUAAUUGGUGCAAUUGUGGCGAUAUUGGGUGUUUUGGGGCUGUUGAUUAUUGUUAUUUACCGAAGGCUGCAGAUGAAAGGGCUUAAUGAAUUCAGAAGUGAGAGUUUUGUGAUGGAGAAAGGCUCUCCUUUGGGAAGGCAUGUUCCACAGCCGAUGAGGAUGACUUCGAUAGGGCUGCCCCCGUACCAUGUGUUCACACUCGAGGAUAUGGAGGAGGCGACGAACGAUUUCGAUCCAUCCAAUCUAGUGGGUGAAGGACAGCUAUACAAAGGAAGGCUGAGAGAUGGGUCUGUGGUGCUUGUGAAAUGCCUGAAGCUGAAACAGAAGCAUUCUCCUCAAGCUCUGCAGCACCACAUGGAGGUGAUAUCCAAGCUGAGGCACCGGCAUUUGGUGAGCGUGCUAGGCCACUGCAUCGUCCCUUACCACGACCAUCCCAGCUCCGCCACCACUGUCUUCAUCGUGCUUGAAAACAUGUCCAACGCCUCACUACGAGACCACCUCAUCGAUUGGAGAAAGAGAGAAGCGCUGAAAUGGCCACAGAGAAUGGGCAUCACGAUGGGCGUAGCGAGAGGUAUACAAUACCUGCACACGGGCGGGAUUGUUGGGAACGACAUCAAAAUCGACACCAUUCUGUUAGACGAGAGCCUCACUGCAAGAAUCAGUAGCUACAACAUAACCAUACCAUCUAAGGUGGGUGCGGAAAGCCCUCUGCACGGAUCAGAUGAGUCGAACACGAACACAGAAAGCAGCAGCCAAAAUCCAGAAAAGGAAGAUAUAUAUAGGCUGGGAGCUAUUCUUGUUGCAGUCAUCACCGGUAGACCUAUAGACUCUCAGAGUGAACUACAAGACCUUAAAUUUCAGUUGGAGAGGAGCUUGGCAGAGUCACCAUCGAAGCUACGAGACCUGAUCGAUCCGUCGAUGAGGGGAACCUUUGCAUAUGAAUCAUUAAAAACAGUGGUGCAGAUCACCGUAAACUGCUUGAGCAAAGACGCGAUGGCACGACCGACUGUGGAGGAUGUGCUGUGGCAUAUGCAGUAUUCUGUGCAGGUUCAAGAAGGAUGGACUAACAGUGGCAACCUUAGUGGCAAUCUUAGUGGAAACCUUACUAACAGAAUCUGAUUUAUGCCAAUCAUUGCUUUGAUGCUUGUCAUAAUCAGAUCUCAACUAGCAAAUUUGAUGAUCAAACUUUGUAAAAAUUUCUCUGUUUUUCCCAUCAUGAGUUCAUGACUAAAACUUAAAAUGCAAAAUUGAGGGGUAAAUUGUCACCUCUCUAUGUAUACUGCACAAUUAGCUUGCUGAGACUAUACUCAAUUCACAACUUCUGUAAGGGGGAAAUUUUAACUUAUUUCAUCUCAUUACUUGAA
This is a messenger RNA of Salvia hispanica, 2741 nucleotides long. RefSeq names its product Leucine-rich repeat protein kinase family protein. The record is from RefSeq and is a predicted model, not a curated record. Gene Ontology annotation, molecular function: ATP binding; protein kinase activity; protein binding. Lineage: Eukaryota; Viridiplantae; Streptophyta; Magnoliopsida; Lamiales; Lamiaceae. Gene Ontology annotation, biological process: protein phosphorylation.